CAAAAUAUGGCGAACCAGGGCCCUCGGUGUUUUGCACCCCGAGACGAUAAGAUGUAAAGUGACGUCCCUCUGGCUUCGACCCACCCCCAACAAAUCGGCGCGGCAGCGGCACCUCUCGGAGUGUGCUCCGACCCCACCAUCCAUCCCAUCACCCCGCGAUUCCCGACUGGUCUUUAUAACCAAGUCCUACGCAGUCCAAAUGUGUGCUAAGAUGUAUCAUUGACUGCAAAGCUGAGAAAGCCACUUCUCCGAGUCUAGCACCAUUGAUUUCUCCGCGCCACUUCUCAAUUCUCCUCGUCACCGUUCUCCAAAAUGAAGCUCCUCUACCCCACCUCCCUCGAGCUCGACAUCAAGUCCCUCGAGGGUUUCUCCGUGAAACUCCAACCCUACGACGUGAAAUCCCCACUACCCGAUUCCGACCUCGACGCCGACAUCCUAGUAACCUGGACCAACUCCCCCUCAAACCUAUCCGACGCCGCCAAGCGUCUCACCAACCUGAAAUGGAUCCAAUCCCUCGCCGCAGGGCCAAAUGACGUGCUCGCCGCGGGCUUCGAUCCAAAGAAAGUCACCAUCACCACCGGCUCGGGCCUGCACGACCACACCGUCGCCGAGCACACUCUGGCGCUACUGCUCGUCGCCGCGCGCAAGUUCUACGAGAUGAGGGAUUUCCAGGUCCAGGGCAAGUGGCCCGGUCAUUUGGGUGGUCCGCAGCCCGACAGACCGAAGGGGAAGUUCACGACGCUUAGGGAUGCCGAGGUGUUGAUCUGGGGGUAUGGAAAUAUCGCAAAAGCACUGCAACCGCAUUUGACAUUGCUGGGUGCCAAGGUGAAGGGUGUAGCUCGUUCGGCUGGUGUGCGCAACGGUAUCGAGGUGUAUGGUGAGGACAAGUUGCCCGAGCUGCUGCCGAAGACGGACGCGCUGGUUAUGAUUCUCCCUGGCAGUGACAGCACACGGCAUGCGCUGAAUGCGGAGAGGCUGAAGCUACUGCCCAAGCACGCAUGGGUCGUGAACGUAGGUCGCGGGUCGGCGCUCGAUGAGGAGGCGCUGGCAAAUGUGCUGGAGAAGGGCGAGAUUGGCGGCGCUGCAUUAGAUGUUUUCGAAAAGGAGCCGUUGCCUGAGGGUAGCAGGCUGUACAAGGCGCCGAAUUGUGUCGUUAGUCCGCAUGCCGCUGGCGGCAGGCCACAAGGGGCCGAGGCAUUGGUAGCGGCUAAUUUGAGGCGGUUCUUAGCUAAUCAGCAGUUGAGUAAUGUCAUUUAGAGAGAACUUGAUAGCGGAACCUGGUAGCUGGGUGGUGGUAUGGAGGGGAUUCGGGAAUGUAGAUACGAUGUGCCAAAGCUGGCUAUAUAAAAGUAACGGGCAUAUAGCACGACACGCCUCAAAGCUUGGGACGGAUCCUUGGUGUAAUGCAUUCAAUAUCCCAUCAGCCGUGCCUACCCCGUGUCAUAUUUUAGAACGAGAUAUGAGUACAACGGCUAGGCCUGCGUUCAAGUUAUGUUGAUAAACAAAUAUACACGGCCUUUCAUAGGUCCUUGGCCCCCUGUCCUGGGCUACAAUUUGUAGCAUCCGUGUAUUCACCUAGAG
Messenger RNA from Pseudomassariella vexata, 1581 nucleotides. RefSeq names its product D-isomer specific 2-hydroxyacid dehydrogenase. Gene Ontology annotation, molecular function: NAD binding. NCBI's taxonomy places the organism in Eukaryota, Fungi, Ascomycota, Sordariomycetes, Amphisphaeriales, Pseudomassariaceae. The record is from RefSeq and is a predicted model, not a curated record. Bases 313 to 1257 code for a protein of 314 amino acids. The transcript has a single exon.